UAUUUGACGAAGUGAGACGUCCUCCUCAGAGCUGUUCUCCAACAAACAGUCUCCCGGUGCAGUGUUCCACCCGCUCUUUGUCCCCGACCGACUCAACAACCUCUGCCUUCCCCUUUAAGAUGAUGUCGCGUUUCAUUCCGUCUUAUUUAUCGACACCGUGCAACGUCGGCGGGCAGGAGCGUGGACUGAAGGCGAAGCAGCCGCUGUAGAAGCGAGACGUUUAGCUGCGACACCGGCAUCUCCCGGAGCGAGCGAGUCCCGGUGUGUCCACCAUCGACCCCAACAACAACAACAACAGCAGCUGCUGUCCGGGACAUGUCCUCCCAGGGUGCUGACGGUUGUCCAGGAGCUGUCCAGGAUACACGGUGAAACUACUCUGGACGUUGGAGGAAACCGCUCAACGACGUGCAGUGGGGUUAUAUCUUGAGAGAAUAUUCCCACAUCUCUUCUUCUACGUUGGGAAACCCUGCGUCAUCGUCAUGACAUCACCAGACUCUCCCCCACUAGUCUCUCCGUCCCCAUGUCCAGCCCCCCCUCCAUCCAUCCCCUCCUCCCCGACUCCUUCCUCCCCAGCACCUUCCACCUCCUCUCUCCCUGCUCCACCAUCACUGCCCCCGACAGGAGAGGUGAUGGUUCUGGCUCUGGGCAGGAAGAAGCAGAGGGUUCUGAUAGCUCUCUCCAUCCUGCCCAACUUUUUCCUUGCUUUCCUGCUCUCCUCCGACCCCCUAAUCACACUCUCAUCCCCACACCACUGCCACCUGCCACUGCCCUCGCCGGAUGUCCUGAAUGCCUCCAUUCCUUGGGAGAAGGGUGACAGACCCGGGGACAGCGGCGGUCCCUCUCAGUGUAAACAGUAUGCCAAUGGCAGCCAGUCAUUGGUGGUGAACUGUGAGUCAGGCUGGGACUACAAUGUUACAGAGGGCCUGAAGAACAACAUCGUCACUGAGUGGGAUCUGGUGUGCGAUCGUUACUGGUUGGUCCCAGUGGAGGAGGUGUGUUUCAUCCUGGGCAUAGUGACUGGCUGUCUUGGACUGGGAUUCGCUGCUGACAGACUGGGUCGGUCCAAGUCUCUGCUGACCUCACUGACCCUCUCGGUGGUGUUUGGCGUGCUGGUGUGUGUGUCGCCUUCCCCUUCCAUCUUCAUCGUGAUGCGUUUCUGCCUGGCAGCUGCAAGCGCAGGUGUCUUCCUCAACUUAUACAUUUCACGCCUGGAGCUGUGUGAGCCGUCUCUCAGGCUGGUGGUUACCAUCCUGGCCGGGCUGAUGACGGUCGCCGGGGAGCUGUUGCUGCUGGCGGUGGCACUCGGCUGCCAGUCUUGGAGGGGUCUGCUGGGAGCAGGUGCCGCCCCUCUGACGCUGUUCCUCAGCUAUGGGAUUCCUGGAGUCUUUCCAGAAUCUCCUCGCUGGCUUCUUCUGUCGGAGCGAUCUGUUGACAUGAACGUCUUCACUGACAGAAGAAACUCCAACAGAGAUGUGAGGGAUGAUGAGAGCUUCACAGAGCUGGAUUCCGAGCCGGCGCCCUCCUCUCAGCCCCACCUGUCAUUCCAUGAGCUGUUCCACAGUCGGAACAUCUGGAAGAACAUGUGUGUGCUUGGUUUCACCUCAUUCAUCUCUCACGGCAUCAGCCACUGCUACAGCUCUUUCCGAGGUGACGUCAGAGGGACGGCGCCCAGCUUCUACUGGACGUAUCUGCUCUCCGUGUGUGCAGGAGGCGGAGCCUUGCUGUUGCUAUGGGCGACGGUCGACAGGUGCGGCCGCCGCGGCAUCCUGCUGCUCUUCAUGACAAUGACGGGCCUGGCGUCUCUGAUCCUGCUGGGACUCAUGGAGUAUCUGAGUGAGACGGCCAUCACAGUCUUCUCAGUGCUUGGUCUCUUCUCCUCGCAGGCCACCGCCUCCCUCUGCAUCCUCUUCACUGCAGAGGUGAUGCCCACCAUCAUCAGAGGGACGGGGGUCGGCGCUGUCUUGGCUCUGGGUUCCGUGGGCCGCCUCAGCUCGCCGCUAAUGGACCUGAGGAACCACUACGGCUACUUCCUGCAUCACGUGGUCUAUUCCUCGCUGGCGCUGCUUGCCGUGCUGUCCAUACUGCUGCUGCCCGAGAGCAAGAGGAAACCGUUGCCACAGACGCUGGCCGAGGGGGAGCAGUACAAGCGCCCACCACUGGGGAGGAGGAGGCGGGACAAUGUGCCUUUGCUGGCUACACCAAAUCCAGAGACCUAAAGGAGUUUCUUGAAGAUUCACGGAUGUUAUCUUCUGGUUUGUGGAACACUCCCAUUGAACUGUCCACAUAAGGACCAGGCGGUGGUGUGAGGAAGGGAGGGGUCAAAGGGCUGCUCUGUCAUCCAUGGAGGACCAGGUCGGCUUCCUAACAUAUCAUCCUCAAGUCAUUCCAAACGCUGGCGGUUUGGUUUGCUGCCUUUUCUCUUCAACUCACUGAACCUCCACAAUCUUCUCACUGAAACUCACAAGUGGUACUAGUAGAGGUACAAGUGUCUUCAUCUUCGUCUUCUCCAUACAUUUCUGACUCUCCAUCUGACACACCAGCACACCUUCACUUCCGUGUGUGAAAAGACUUUUAAGCAGACGUGUUUUGCUGUUUGUCCCGUUGACCCCAAAGCGCGUCAUCAUUUAAAGCGAUGUCACUUCGUGGUGUUGGAGAGUGAGUCUUCUGUUCUCAUGUGAGAGCCUGUUGUCUGGUGUGAAGUAGAAGUGGUCCAGUCCUUGUCCUGCUUCUCGCCAACCGUGUAGUCCUUGUUAGUUUUGAUGAAUCGGUCAACAACAGACAAAGAGGAUUUGAGAAGGAAGGAGCAGUGGCUGAUGGGUAUUUAUUUUUCAUUUAUUUGCCCAUAACAAAAGUAACAAUACUCAAAAUGUUUUUAUGUAAAUUUGAAGUAAAAUCUAGGAAAAUACUCAUUACAUUUAGUUCGGACUGUUAUGAACCUGAAAAUGGUCCGCCAGACGCAAUACUGAUGAGUCAGCAAUAGUUGUCUUACAAUGUGCCGUCAUCAGUUUGUGUCCUGAUAGAGUCACAACAACAGUUGGAUUUUUCACGCUUUAUUUUUCAUUUGUAAAUAUCCUCUCUGACUUCCAUGGCAGUUUGGUGAUAAGCAGAUGUUGUGCCUGGAGAUCCACGUGUUACGUUGAAGACAAGGUUCCUGCUCUGCGAUGAGAGGAUUCUGGCCUGGAGCCAGAGUAUUUAUCUUGUUGUGCUGUCGUUUAUUGCCUUAAAGUGGCGGCCAUGACGCUUCCCUGCUGAAGUAUUAAGCUAAUUAUUAAUCUCAAUGACGCUUUGAGGCAUGAAACCUUUUUUAUGAGGAGAGCGUCACCAAGUUCUGCUCUGCAUGAAGUACUGAAGGGCUUUAUUUACUCAAUACCUCUCUGGAUAAUCAAAUAAACUAUUGGCAAAAGCAGACCAGGCUCUCACUGCUUCGACCGUAACAUUACGACUGCCCACCUGAUCCUGUGUAGAUCCUACUUCUGAUGCCAUGUGUGUCUAUGAUCCAUUGUGCUCUGUAGUGUCGGAGUCAGCUGAUAGGUCUAUUAGAUUUGGUACCGGUACACCGGCACAGUCGGUAGUUAACAAGGUACAGGUUUAGGCACAGCAAAGUUUAGAUGGUGCUUCAUGUGACUGUGACUCUUGAAGUCAGUCUUGCUCCGUGAAGCCAAAAUGUCAAGUGAGAUUUCUCUAGCGACUCACCAUUCUACAUGUUGGGCUUUAAAAUGUCUUGUGUCAGUGACAUGUUGAGAUGUCAGAAACAUUUGGUCAUUACUAUUGCAUUUAUUUGAUGUCAGUCGUUCAAGUGUUUAAACGUCAACCUGUAUCCGAUUGUGGACGUAUGAGUAGCAAUGUCUUAUUUCCUAAAGUGCAACUGUCCGAGGAACACGCGACGAUCGCACAGUCACUCUCAUUCUCUCUCACAAAGUCGGAAGUACACGACCGUAAAAUACCUGUUUUACUUUAUGACAAAACAAAUUAAUUUCACACUAUAAAUUCCUAGUUAUAUUGAAGUUGAAACACACAUUCUUGCUCUGUCUGUCUGUAUGUUCAGAUUUUGUGUUGCUGGAACGUUCCCUGAGGUGAGAAGGGGCCCGGUGACGUGGUGCUGUGGCAGCCAGCGAGGGCCCAACACUCCUCACUCUGUGUUCCAGUGCUGAUUUUGCACAAGUCAUUUUAUUACAUAUGCUGAUGUUAUAGAUUAUGAAUUGAAGGACUGAUGAUGUCAGCUUUUUUUAAGGGAGAAGGGGGGGGUUACACUCAACACUGAUUCUAUGUAUUCACUGGGACGUUCUUCAACACUAAUGUUGGCUGAUUGGUGCGAUGCAGUUCUUAACCUCAGUUCAUGUCUGACAAUAAAACCAUGCAUUUUGGACGGGUGCCUGCUGACUCGUGCAAUAUUUAUUGUCACUGCUUCUGAAUCCCUACAUGGCUGCGAGGUUCAGGUAGGUCAUGGACUGUUUCACUGUCUUGGGAAUGGAACAAUAAAAGAUUUUGGAAUAUGCUG
Messenger RNA from Synchiropus splendidus (mandarinfish), 4498 nucleotides. It is a transcript of the gene slc22a17, whose product is annotated as solute carrier family 22 member 17. The coding region runs from base 480 to 2216 and encodes 578 amino acids. Gene Ontology annotation, cellular component: membrane. Gene Ontology annotation, molecular function: transmembrane transporter activity. The record is from RefSeq and is a predicted model, not a curated record. Gene Ontology annotation, biological process: transmembrane transport. NCBI's taxonomy places the organism in Eukaryota, Metazoa, Chordata, Actinopteri, Syngnathiformes, Callionymidae. The transcript is spliced from 10 exons.